Seminavis robusta is the source of this 2211-nucleotide messenger RNA. The record is from the annotation of a GenBank genome assembly. NCBI's taxonomy places the organism in Eukaryota, Bacillariophyta, Bacillariophyceae, Naviculales, Naviculaceae.
CCCAAAUCAGCAUCAUGUGUCCAAAGCACCCCGUUGGUCAUGCUGCUUGGGCUCUGGCUGCCCACCAUUAUAAGAAUGCUGGAUAAUAAGUUGCCACAUUCCGCAAAAAGAUGACCACAUGCACUUCCUCCCCUCUGGCCUGCCGAAGAAAGCCUCCUGGAGCCGCAACCAGCAGUCUGAGCACCGCUAGCGAUAGUGACGAUGACAUUUAUCUGACGACUACAUGCUGUGCCGUCAAGGAUGAGAUUGAAGCGUGGUUCAAGUUACCACGAUUAAGCUUGGCUCUCACCCUCCGCAGUCUCUUGUGCGCCGCUGCGGUGGCUCUGUUGGCUGUUGUUUUGCCGCAAAAGAGUAUUGUAGACAAUAAGAAUGAUCACGAAAUACCCCGCUUGGGACCUCUCAGUCCCUCUUUGAUUCACAGCGGCAUCUCUUCCCAAUCAGUCUUGUUGGCGGGUCCACCGCUCGAAAGUCAAUGCAUGUCAGAACCGCUGUUGUCCAAGAGAGAAGGUGAUGAUUCUUCCUUGCUAAGAAACGUUACUACCGCCAUCGGAGGCUAUGAUCCUCUUGCGUCGCACACAGAAGCAGAACGAUUCAUUCCUGUUUUGGAAGCCACUGGGUACAACGACAACGAUAAGGAUGAAUAUGGUCAUCGAAGAGAUACUAUUCCCAUUGCCCAGGCAGUUGCAGACCACCAGGAAGGAACAUUAAGGAUCCACACAGCCAUCUUUCAAUUCCUCGAGGAAGACUCGCAAGAUGCCACCAAGACCAACCAUGCACUCUAUUCCUUCUUGUCCCGAAAGGCACAAGGAAUCAUAGUGAGAAACAAUCCAGGAACACUUUCAGCUGCUUCUCAGAGGAUAUUCGAUGACAUGAUGAGGCAACUUGCUAAUGAUGGCUUGGUGAUUAUGACUCACCCCGAUGUCACGAGUACGUUGGGGGCCAAAGAUUCUCUUGUCCAGAUCAAGGAUCUCAAGUGCGGUUUGGACGACACUCAAGUUUACUAUGAUCCAGAGUCCUUUCGAGAAGGAUUCCGCAGAAGCAUCGCCAUGCAACCAAGAGUGAUCAAACAGAACCGCGGUUCGCAAGGCGAAGGCAUUUGGAUCGUCCACAUGAAGGAUUCAAGCGAGUACUGUGCAGAAAACUCCGGCAGCGAAUGCAUGGCUGCUCUAGACACGGAACUGGUCCUCAUGGAGGCUUGGGACAACCACGUGGAACACCACACUGUGGAAGAGUUUCUAGAGUUUUGCAUUCAUGGACGCACCGAUCAAUCAGGCGAAUGGAAUUCGACUGGAAAGGGACAAUACUUUGACGGUGGUCUUGAGGCGGGAUCGCUUAUGGUGGACAUGAGGUUUCUUCCCCGCAUCUCCGAAGGCGAGGUCCGAUGUCUCUUUGUGGGAUCAGAACUGGUAGAGAUUGUGCACAAGAAACCGAAAGAGGGUGGUCUCUCGGCAACGCUAGCGAGUGGGGCGGUGUACACGAAAUACACUCCCGACGACCCCAAAUUUGCUCGCUUUCAGCAGCAUUUGCAAAAGGAUGUUCCCCUCAUUAUGGAGAGUAUGGAAAUGAAGGAUCGUCAUCUCCCGUUGCUAUGGACUGCAGACUACAUCUUUGGAGACACAGACGAUGACUUGUACAUUAGCGAGAUCAACUGCAGUUGCCCAGGCAUUACGCAGCAACUGGAAAUCGUCCCAAUCAUUGCGAAGGUGGCGUUUGAAACAACUUUCCCGCAUGCAGUUUGACAUUGAUCUGGAAACUUGAGAAGCACACAAGGCGAGAUUCCGGUCACCGAACGAAAUCCAGCAAGCCUUUUGCUGGGGAAGCAAUGCAAAACACCUAGGGAGUUGUGCACUCGAGGUGCAAAGGCCAUCAAUAAGGUGUCAGCCGAACUCGUGCCAGGGGAGCAUUGCUUCAACCAGCCACGUCUUGGUAUAUCGAACUCUUCAUCCCUGCAAAGAUUGAAAUUAAAUAGUCAUAAUCUACUUGUAGAAUUCUGUCAUAGUUGUGAUUAGGGCAAGCUCAGAAGGAAGAGUUCCAGUGACAUAGCCAUAUUCAAUGUCAAAAUACUCCAUAGAAGAGAACUGACCCACUUCACUUGGAAUGGUGCCACUUUUGCUGUUGCCAAAAGCAGCAAAUAUCUGGGCAUUACCUAGCAAGCCAAUUUCAGUGGGAAGGGUUCCAGAGAACUGAUUCAAGCCAUAUCUCUUCCAACAA